UUGGUUAUCAUGGCGGAUCGGACGGCUCCCAGAUGCCGGCUCCGUCUGGAGUGGGUUUACGGGUACAGGGGCCACCAGUGCCGCAACAACCUGUACUACACGGCGGGCAAGGAGGUGGUCUACUUCGUGGCCGGAGUCGGCGUGGUUUACAACACCCGAGAGCACAGCCAGAAAUUCUUCCUCGGGCACAACGACGAUAUUAUCAGCCUUGCAGUUCACCCGGAUAAAACUUUAGUAGCUACAGGGCAGGUUGGAAAGGACCCUUACAUUUGCAUUUGGGAUUCCUACCGUGUACAGACUGUUUCUGUCCUUAAGGAUGCACAUACACAUGGAGUUGCCUGCUUAGCUUUUGAUUCUGAUGGCCAGCGUUUAGCUUCAGUGGGACUGGAUGCCAAAAAUACAGUGUGUAUUUGGGACUGGAAGAGAGGAAAGCUACUGGCAACAGCUACGGGCCAUUCAGACAGGAUAUUUGAUAUUUCCUGGGAUCAGUAUCAACCAAACAGAAUUGUCAGCUGUGGAGUAAAACACAUAAAGUUUUGGACUCUGUGUGGAAAUGCAUUGACAGCGAAAAGAGGAAUAUUUGGUAAAACAGGGGAUCUGCAAACUAUCCUUUGUUUAGCAUGUGCAAAAGAAGACAUCACGUACUCCGGUGCUUUAAAUGGAGACAUCUAUGUUUGGAAAGGGCUAAACUUAGUUCGCACAAUUCAAGGAGCACAUAGUGCUGGAAUUUUUAGUAUGUAUGCUUGUGAGGAGGGCUUUGCCACUGGAGGAAGAGAUGGUUGCAUUCGGUUAUGGGACACUGAUUUCAAACCAAUUACUAAAAUUGAUCUCAGAGAGACUGAGCAAGGAUACAAAGGUUUGUCCAUCCGAAGUGUCUGUUGGAAAGCAGACAGACUUCUAGCAGGGACACAGGACAGUGAAAUAUUUGAGGUGCUAGUAAGAGAAAGAGAUAAACCCAUGCUGAUUAUGCAGGGUCAUUGUGAAGGGGAGCUGUGGGCCCUGGCAGUCCAUCCAAAGAAGCCUUUAGCAGUCACAGGCAGUGACGAUCGAUCCGUACGACUAUGGAGUCUUGCUGACCAUGCCUUGAUAGCUCGUUGUAACAUGGAAGAAGCAGUGCGGAGUGUGUCUUUCAGUCCUGAUGGAUCACAGUUAGCACUUGGUAUGAAAGAUGGCUCCUUCAUUGUUCUUAGAGUAAGGGACAUGACAGAGGUGGUUCAUAUUAAAGACCGAAAAGAAGUAAUCCAUGAAAUGAAAUUCUCACCCGAUGGCUCUUACCUCGCUGUGGGCUCUAAUGAUGGCCCUGUGGAUAUCUAUGCAGUUGCUCAGCGAUACAAAAAAAUAGGAGAAUGCAACAAAUCUUGCAGUUUUAUUACUCAUAUUGACUGGUCUGUGGAUAGCAAAUUCCUGCAAACCAAUGAUGGCGCAGGAGAGAGACUGUUCUACAAGAUGCCAUCUGGUAAGCAUCUAACUAACAAAGAUGAGAUCAAAGGAAUUCAUUGGGCCUCGUGGACCUGUGUGAUAGGAUCUGAAGUAAAUGGUAUUUGGCCAAAGUACACAAACGUGACAGAUGUCAACUCUGUGGAUGGUAAUUACAACAGCUCAGUGCUGGUGACUGGGGAUGAUUUUGGGCUGGUUAAGUUAUUCAGAUUUCCAUGCCUAAGGAAAGGAGCUAAAUUUAGAAAAUAUGUUGGCCAUUCAGCACAUGUAACCAAUGUCCGAUGGUCCCAUGAUUUUCAGUGGGUUUUAAGCACAGGAGGUGCUGAUCACUCUGUUUUUCAGUGGCAAUUUAUUCCAGAAGGGAUAACAAAUGGCAUCCUUGAAACAGCUCCACAAGAGGGUGGCAUUGAUUCCUACAGUGAAGAAUCAGAUUCAGAUUUAUCUGAUGUGCCGGAGUUAGAUUCUGACAUUGAGCAAGAAGCUCAAAUCAACUAUGAUCGUCAGGUUUACAAAGAAGACCUACCUCAGCUGAAACAACAAAGUAAAGAGAAAAACCAUUCUGUUCCUUUCCUCAAAAGAGAACGAGCGCCUGAGGACAGUCUAAAAUUGCAGUUUAUACACGGUUAUAGGGGCUAUGACUGUCGAAAUAACUUGUUCUACACACAGACUGGAGAAGUGGUGUAUCACAUUGCUGCUGUAGCUGUUGUAUAUAAUAGGCAGCAGCACUCUCAAAGGCUGUAUCUCGGCCAUGAUGAUGAUAUCCUCAGCCUAAGCAUUCACCCAGUGAAAGACUAUGUUGCUACUGGGCAGGUUGGAAGAGAUGCUGCUAUUCAUGUUUGGGACACACAGACGUUGAAGUGUUUAUCAUUACUCAAAGGCCAGCAUCAAAGAGGAGUGUGUGCACUGGAUUUUUCAGCUGAUGGAAAAUGUUUGGCAUCUGUUGGGCUUGAUGAUAAUCAUGCCAUUGUGUUUUGGGACUGGAAAAAAGGAGAGAAGCUAGCAACAACCAGGGGUCAUAAAGAUAAAAUAUUUGUAGUAAAAUGUAAUCCACAUCAUGUAGACAAGCUAGUCACGGUUGGGAUGAAGCAUAUCAAAUUUUGGCAGCAAACAGGUGGAGGCUUUACGUCGAGACGAGGAACAUUUGGAAGCAGUGGAAAAUUGGAAACUAUGAUGAGCGUUUCAUACGGGCGAAUAGAAGACUUGGUUUUCUCUGGUGCUGCUACUGGAGACAUUUUCAUCUGGAAGGAUACUCUAUUGCUCAAGACAGUGAAAGCCCAUGAUGGACCUGUAUUUGCAAUGCAUGCAUUGGAUAAGGGUUUUGUAACUGGUGGAAAAGAUGGAAUUGUGGCACUUUGGGAUGAUAUGUUUGAAAGGUGUCUGAAGACAUAUGCUAUUAAAAGAGCAGCACUAUCUUCUAGUUCCAAAGGUUUACUUUUAGAAGACAAUCCCUCUAUUCGUGCCAUCAGUCUAGGACAUGGCCAUAUACUCGUGGGAACUAAAAAUGGAGAAAUACUUGAAAUUGAUAAAAGUGGUCCUAUGACUCUGCUUGUUCAGGGACAUAUGGAAGGAGAAGUAUGGGGCUUGGCAGCUCAUCCUCUCCUGCCUGUCUGUGCAACGGUGAGUGAUGAUAAAACACUUCGAAUCUGGGAACUGUCAUCCCAGCACCGCAUGCUGGCAGUGAGGAAACUCAAAAAAGGUGGACGUUGCUGUGCCUUUUCUCCUGAUGGAAAAGCCUUGGCUGUAGGAUUGAAUGAUGGGAGUUUUCUGGUGGUAAAUGCUGACACUGUGGAAGAUAUGGUAUCUUUUCACCACAGAAAGGAAAUGAUCUCAGAUAUAAAAUUUUCACGAGAAACAGGAAAGUACCUUGCUGUGGCUUCCCAUGAUAAUUUUGUAGAUAUUUACAAUGUACUUACCAGCAAAAGAGUGGGCAUUUGUAAAGGUGCAUCUAGCUAUAUCACACACAUUGACUGGGACUCAAGAGGAAAGUUACUGCAAGUCAAUUCUGGUGCUAAGGAACAACUGUUUUUUGAAGCACCAAGGGGGAAAAGGCAUGUCAUAAGAAUUGCUGAGUUGGAGAAGAUUGAGUGGGAUACCUGGACGUGUGUUCUUGGUCCUACUUGUGAAGGAAUUUGGCCCAUGCACAGUGAUGUCACUGUUGUAAAUGCUGCUACUCUUACAAAAGAUGGAACAUUACUAGCUACAGGAGAUGACUUUGGUUUUGUGAAGCUUUUUUCAUAUCCAGUGAAGGGCCAACAUGCAAAAUUCAAAAAGUAUGUGGGUCACAGCGCACAGGUAACCAAUGUCCGGUGGUUACACAAUGAUUCCGUGCUGCUGACUGUAGGUGGUGCUGAUACAGCUCUGAUGAUCUGGACCAGAGAAUUUUUGGGCAUUCAGGAGAGUAAGCUGGUUGAUAGUGAAGAAUCAGACACAGACGCAGAAGAAGAUGGAGGUUAUGAUAGUGAUGUUGCAAGAGAAAAAGCAAUUGAUUAUACCACUAAGAUCUAUGCGGUAAGCAUCCGAGAAAUGGAGGGGACAAAGCCACAUCAACAGCUGAAGGAAGUUUCAGUAGAAGAGAGGCCACCAGUUAGCAGAGCUGCUCCUCAGCCUGAAAAACUGCAGAAGAACAACGUCAACAAAAAAAGGAAACUGGUUGAGGAGCUGGCUUUAGACCACGUUUUUGGAUACAGAGGAUUUGACUGUCGCAACAACCUUCAUUACCUAAAUGAUGGUGCUGAUAUUAUUUUCCACACAGCUGCAGCAGGCAUAGUGCAAAAUCUUUCUACUGGAAGUCAGAGCUUCUACCUGGAGCAUACUGAUGACAUUCUCUGCUUAACUGUGAAUCAGCACCCAAAGUACAAAAACAUUGUGGCUACCAGCCAGAUCGGUACGACUCCCACAAUUCACGUAUGGGAUGCUAUGAGUAAGCAAACAAUUUCAAUGCUACGUUGCUUCCACACCAAAGGAGUCAACUACGUUAACUUCAGUGCAACGGGCAAACUUCUGGUUUCAGUAGGAGUCGAUCCAGAGCACACCAUCACCGUGUGGAGGUGGCAGGAAGGGGCUAAAGUUGCUAGCAGGGGAGGACACCUGGAGAGGAUAUUUGUUGUAGAGUUCCGCCCAGACUCGGACACUCAGUUUGUGUCUGUGGGGGUAAAACACAUGAAGUUCUGGACAUUGGCUGGCAGUGCUUUGCUGUGUAAGAAAGGAGUCAUUGGUUCCAUGGAAGAUGCCAAAAUGCAAACCAUGCUUUCUGUUGCCUUCGGAGCAAAUAACCUUACGUUUACUGGUGCCAUAAAUGGAGACGUCUAUGUCUGGAAGGACCAUUUUCUGGUCAGACUUGUGGCAAAAGCUCACACAGGACCGGUGUUUACAAUGUACACCACCCUUCGAGAUGGACUUAUUGUUACAGGAGGCAAGGAGAGACCCACUAAGGAAGGAGGGGCCGUAAAGCUGUGGGACCAGGAGAUGAAACGGUGCAGAGCCUUUCAGCUCGAGACAGGACAGCUCAUCGAGUGCGUGCGCUCCGUCUGCAGAGGGAAGGGGAAAAUUUUAGUGGGAACAAAAGACGGAGAAAUCCUUGAAGUAGGAGAAAAAAAUGCUGCUUCAAACUUAUUAAUUGACUGUCACAUGGAAGGGGAGAUCUGGGGCUUAGCGACGCACCCCUCAAAAGACUUAUUUAUCUCUGCCAGCAAUGAUGGGACGGCAAGAAUCUGGGACCUAUGUGACAAAAAACUCCUGAACAAAGUCAACCUGGGUCACCCAGCAAGAUGUGCUGCCUACAGUCCUGAUGGAGAGAUGGUCGCCAUCGGCAUGAAGAACGGAGAGUUUGUGAUCUUACUGGUUAACAGCCUUAAGGUGUGGGGCAAGAAGCGAGACAGGAAGUCUGCAAUUCAGGAUAUUAGGAUCAGCCCAGAUAACAGGUUUUUGGCUGUGGGUUCCCAAGAGCAUACUGUAGAUUUCUAUGAUCUCACUCAAGGUACAACCCUAAACCGAAUAGGCUACUGCAAAGAUAUUGCAAGUUUUGUCAUCCAGAUGGAUUUUUCUGCUGACAGCAGGUACAUUCAGGUAUCAACCGGUGCCUAUAAGCGUCAAGUCCAUGAGGUGCCACUAGGAAAGCAAAUAACAGAUACUGCCACGAUAGAAAAGAUCACAUGGGCCACGUGGACAAGCAUUCUUGGAGAUGAAGUCAUUGGAAUUUGGCCACGAAAUGCAGAUAAGGCAGAUGUCAAUUGUGCAUGUGUGACCCAUGCUGGCCUGAAUAUAGUCACAGGGGAUGACUUUGGUCUGGUGAAGCUGUUUGAUUUCCCAUGCACAGAAAAAUUUGCCAAACACAAGCGGUAUUUUGGGCAUUCUGCGCACGUUACCAACAUACGCUUUUCUCAUGAUGACAAGUAUGUGAUCAGCACAGGAGGAGAUGACUGCAGUGUGUUCGUGUGGCGAUGUCUCUGACAGCUCCUGCUGUGUUGCUGCCACCCCAAGCGCUGGCUCAGGACCGGACAGCCACGGAUGCCUCUCCCCCUUCAGCUGCUGUGACUGCUGCCUGAUGCUGCUGGAGGAUUUCAUCUUUCCAGAUUUCUUGUGACUGUAGUGAGCAUGAAUGUGCUCUUGUGUCUCAAAUACCAACAUCCCAGAGCAGGGAGCUGAGGUUUGGAAGGGAAGUUUUGUAAGCGGGGUGGGCCAAAGUGAACAGGUAACUGCCUAAUACUGUAUUAUUCAAACCGUGUGGGAGAAGGGAGGAUGCAGAGAAAAAUGCUGGGCCCUUUAAUUGGUGUAAUUUCAAAAUUCAUGGCUCGAACAUUCACAAAUGUUUUCACCACACCUGCUUCAAACUCAAUCUCAGUGCACUCAGUAGAAGCACAGGCUGCUAAUGAGGACACUGGGCUCACACUGCAGCUGUCUGUAAUCAAAGAAGUGAAGUAUAGCUCUUAAAAUCCUUUUUUUUUUUUUUUAAAUAUGUUUCCUUGGCAAAUUUUUCUAUCCAUUAAGUGCCUUUGAACAAUAUUUCUCGUAGUAUGGCCUCCGAUCUUGCCUCCCUCCAGUCUGCUUUCAACAUAUGGUGCUAAACUUCCACACAGAGGAGGGCUAACCACUCACACCCCUUCCAGAGGUGUACUUACGUUAUCCCUGAGUACUGCUUUGGUUUUUCAUACCUUUAAAAAACAAAUUCCAGAAUGUUUCUGUGAGCAGGAACCUACACAAGCUGUAAGGCCAAACAUUUCCUGCCAUGCUGUUCACAAUUAGUUCAUGCUGGGAGGUUGGCUGCAGCUAGAACUUGAAGCUUAACCUAAAGCAGAGCCAGAAGGGGGCAAAAAGGAAGGUUUUAAACACAAGUAAUGAGGAAGUUAUUCCUUGAGUGUUCCUGUAGUCUCUCUGGUUGCAGGAAAAUGUACUUCAUGUUUAAUUAAAUGCUGGCCCAGGCAGUGACCAUCAAAUCUGUGAAAGUAUUCUGAAAGCCACCAGGAAUCAGUGCUCCCCACUCUGCCAAAGGGAUCUCCUGACCCUGGGAACACUGCUGGCCUGGGCCCUUCAGCAGGCAGCCAGCCCCAUGCUGCCUGGUCUCAGAAAACACAUCAUUCAGGUACCCAAGAAGUGUUCCUGCCCUUGAGAAAAGCAUCGUCUGCGCUCAGUUUGAAUUCCUCUUCCUGUCAUUGCUUUUCAUGCACCCUCUGCAGCAGCCUGAGCUGUGACCACAGGCAGGAGGGCAGCAGCUGCUGCAAGGAAAUGAGAGGUGCUUCCACGUGGAAGCGGAGACCAGGAGCAGAUGCUCACAAAGGACAAGCAGAACUGUUCAACAACUGUUAAUGAACAUUUCUGCAAGACCAGAAACCAAGGGACAAUGAAAUUGGAGAAAGAAAAGUAAGUAAUUAAGUUCAACAACUUUUUCAAGUGAAACUUUGAAAAGGAACAGAAAAUCUGGGCACUGUGAAAUGAUAAUGGAGAUAAUGGACAUUCAAGGAGGUUAUUCAAGAAGGAUGUGGAUGCCCCAGCCCUGGAGGCAUUGAAAGCCAGGCUGGAUGUGGCUUGGGGCAGCUUGGUCUGCUGGUUGGCAGCCCUGCACGUAGCUGGGGGUUAAAACUAGAUGAGUAUUGUGGUCCUUUUCAACCCAGGCAAUUUUGUGACAUGGGAAUGACUUUGUUCUUUCAGGAUUGUUUUUUAAUCUAAAGAAUUCAAGGCCAAAAGAGAACGUUCUGACUUUAAGUGAUGUUAAAUAGUGCUUUAGUCCCAGUUCAGCUCAACGAAAUGCUGAGCUGUGGAACUGUCCUGCUGUGCCACUUCACACUCCCACACCAAGCUCUGAUAGCAGCAGUUGGACCCAGAAUAUUGUAGUGCUGACCACUGAAAUAAACCCCUGUCCCAUUCAAGGAGCAGAUCUAUGUAUAUUUAACACACAAAAGUGCUUCAGCAACCUCAAAGAAUCAGCUUUUUUUAAAACUGAAUUUAUUAAUGCCUUAUAUUACUAUACAGAAGAUCAGUUUGUCAGAUACACAGUAAGAGUCCCUAUGCAGUUUUUGUUUUGUUUUUUAAGGAAUCCUUUUGGAUCACAUGGUGUAAUCCCGUUGGGUGGUGAUGUCAGUGAGCACCUUCUUGGCCUAUGUUGUCAUGUUUGCCUUUCGCACUGAUUGUAUCCUGACCAAAAGCAGCUGUGCAGCAGCAGGAGCUAUCGACAGCAAUGCUACCACUACCUUACAGCAAUAGCAGCUGUCAGGAAAGCACUUGCAAAUUUCUAUGUUUAUAUCGUUUGGCUUUAUCUGUAAAUGUUCAGAAGUGAGGAUGUAUUAUACUGUAAAUUAAUACAUUAGUGCAUGAAUUUAUUUUUCAAUGGUCAAAAUGCCAUUCAUGUAACAUCUGUGUCUCUAAUAAAUUUGGAUACCAGUU
Messenger RNA from Centrocercus urophasianus (Greater sage-grouse), 8313 nucleotides. It is a transcript of the gene EML6, whose product is annotated as EMAP like 6. The transcript has 41 exons. NCBI's taxonomy places the organism in Eukaryota, Metazoa, Chordata, Aves, Galliformes, Phasianidae. Gene Ontology annotation, molecular function: microtubule binding. The record is from RefSeq and is a predicted model, not a curated record. The coding region runs from base 10 to 5886 and encodes 1958 amino acids.